AUGCAGUUAACAUUGACGCGAUACGGACGCGUAACGAAACGCGACCCCUGCAAGCAUUUGAUGCUCCUGCUGCUUUAUUGUCGACCCCUGCCUAGUACUCUUCUUGCAUUUGAGGUAGAGACUAAUCCGUCCAGUAAUCCAACAAUUCUCUCGAAACCUGUCCGCAUCAUGUUGCCAAACACAGGCCUAAAAGGGAUGGCCCAAUAUGCCAGGAAUGUCUCCCCCGAAUCGAGUCUUCGGAACAGAAACGCCAACCUAACGAUGGAUCAAAUGGGCCAACAGCACUCCGAUGCCUUACCAGCUCCUCCCACUCGUCAAGAAGUUGUCGAGUCGGCUACGCUUCCUGCUCCGAAGCCAUUCCCACCUGCUAGAACACAUGCCAUUCACUUCCACCAGGCGCAUCAGUCUGGUCUACCGCAGCAUCUUCCUUCAUCCAUACGCAACCCUCCGAAUGCAAACGCCCCCGAUGCGUCGCCGUCUAGACAGCAGCACCGGCGCCACCGAGCGAACUCCCAAAGCAGCGAUGCUACCGGUUUCUGGCCGGAGUCUCAAAUUGACAGUCAAUUUGGCUCGCCAACGACCCAACACUCCGAGAGGGACCACAAAGUCAAUGAUAGUCGCAUUCGCUCUCCAGCGCCAACCUUCGACAAUGUGCAAACUCGAACAACUGACGACAAACUACCAUACACCAUAAAUAGAGAUGGCUCAAUCCGUGUUACAACUUCCAAGAAUGGAUCUGGGCUGCCCAUCACCAGCAUCGACGCACCUGUAGCUCAACAAGACGCUUAUUCAAGUGAGCCCAUAUAUAGCUCACCAAAACGACAUCUCAGGCUAGCUUUUCACCCUACGACUGUGAGAUCAUACGCGCCUCCAGCCUACGACGCCGAUCAGGAGGUCUUCUCAGAUUCCCCAAUGUAUCAGACUUCUAGUCAUGGUUUGAGGCGCGUCAAGAAAGACGGGAAGAGUCAAGAGUUUCGUCGUGUCACGCCCUUGCCAGAUAAAGACAUAGAAGGAAGCCUUGCAAGCGAUUACCCUAUUAGUGAGGACGACCACGGUACGCCCCGGGCGAAUCGUAAGACGGCACUGUCUCGGGGACCUGCUCUAUGGGAGAGCUCUCUACCACCUGUGUCUUAUAGUCAGGUAGACAAGGCUGGGAAGAGACGUCGGGAAAGCUGCGACUAUGCCGACAAUGAGCUUGCUGGAAUGACAUACUCCCAGCUGCGCCAGCAACCAUUUGACGACGAUCCAGCUAAGAAGCCGCUCCAAGCAGCAGGCCCCCUAACGGGCGACAGUCUCCCUGUCAAGCUUGAUCAUUUUAAAAGUCAACGCGAAGUUGACCAGAAAGAGUUCUUCAUGCAGAUGACCGUUAGUGAUUGGGAGCGCUCUGGUGACUGGUUUUUGGAGCAAUUUGGCCAAGUCGCUCAGAAGCUGAAAGAAGCACGCCAGAACAAGAGAGCUACGGUUGAGAACUUUGAGAGUGAGAUUGCGAGCAGGGAGGAGGCGGUCCGCCUUCGGACGGAGAACAUCAAUAAAAAGCUAAGCCAGAUCAAGCACAAGGGUGAAGACAUGCUGGCAGAUAAAGAGAUUUGA
Messenger RNA from Colletotrichum truncatum, 1590 nucleotides. RefSeq lists its product as uncharacterized. Gene Ontology annotation, biological process: nucleolar large rRNA transcription by RNA polymerase I. NCBI's taxonomy places the organism in Eukaryota, Fungi, Ascomycota, Sordariomycetes, Glomerellales, Glomerellaceae. Gene Ontology annotation, molecular function: RNA polymerase I core promoter sequence-specific DNA binding; TBP-class protein binding. The record is from RefSeq and is a predicted model, not a curated record. Gene Ontology annotation, cellular component: RNA polymerase I core factor complex.